CACACCGCAUUCAUGAUACCCCAAGACGACUACGAUAUGAUACCCAUCAAGAAUAUAAAGACUGGAGUUGUAUAGCCCACCUCGGAAGCGUUCCGGGUGUGGCUUGCUUUUGUUUGGAUUUCGUUUUAAUCACAUGCCACCCAGCGCUUCGGCGUUCCACUUCGUGGUCAUCACUCAGCGGUUCAUCGCUGCUAUUGUUAUCUUGCAUCAGGUAACCCAGCGCUUAGGCGUUCUCAUUCCUUUCUCGAGUAUCGAUCCACCCGAUGUUUCGACGCUCUUCUGGCGGCCAUGUUGUUGCGCCACCUGGCUCUCUUGUGCCCGCUUUAGCCAUGUGGUAGUCUUCCACCCAGCGCUUCGGUGUUUCAUUAUACGGCUGUUGUAUAUAGCCCUUAGAGUUCUUAGCCCAUUAAGGGAUAGAUGUUCUGCAUGGAGUGUCUAUCCGUUACUGUUGGUUCUUAAAUACAAGCACUCGAACUCUAGACCUCCUUCUUUCCCCAGUAUGUGUCAUAGUUGUCACUCGUCUUUUGAAUUGUAUCGUCUGGGGGCAGAACCAUGGUCUCUCAUUACCAGGACCCGAAGCAGUGAUUUCCCCAUAUGAGCACCUGUCUAAUGUACAGCGUGAAAUCUUGCUGCAAGUAUGCCGCGUAUAUCCAUCGUCAAUCUCCAAGGUUAUAUUCCCAACGCCAAUGCCAAAGCCAAUGCCAACGCCAAUGCCUCACACGACAUGACUCUCCGAUGCCUGGAUGGAUAGAAAUGUAGGAAUCAUGACGACUUCAACCAGUCGUUACUUG
This is a messenger RNA of Bipolaris sorokiniana ND90Pr, 791 nucleotides long. RefSeq lists its product as uncharacterized. Lineage: Eukaryota; Fungi; Ascomycota; Dothideomycetes; Pleosporales; Pleosporaceae. The transcript has a single exon. The record is from RefSeq and is a predicted model, not a curated record. Bases 134 to 598 code for a protein of 154 amino acids.